This is a messenger RNA of Helianthus annuus (common sunflower), 1403 nucleotides long. RefSeq names its product glucuronokinase 1. NCBI's taxonomy places the organism in Eukaryota, Viridiplantae, Streptophyta, Magnoliopsida, Asterales, Asteraceae. The record is from RefSeq and is a predicted model, not a curated record. Bases 104 to 1213 code for a protein of 369 amino acids. Gene Ontology annotation, molecular function: ATP binding. The transcript is spliced from 5 exons.
CGCCAUAGUCGUAGAGCGUUGCUGGGCGGUACAUUACAUGUGAGAUAAGAGAACCCAUCCAUAAACAUCUCCACUCCAAUUAACUGCUUUUGACUCCAUAACAAUGAAACCUAACGGAUCAUCAUCAUCAUCAUCGCCGUCGCUAACAUCGCCCAUAAUUGAGCACAAAGCCUUUGCUCGCAUCGGACUUCUCGGUAACCCCAGCGACGUCUACUACGGCCGUACAAUCUCCCUAAACAUCCAAAACUUCUGGGCUACUGUUCGUCUACAACCCUCUUCAGAUCUCCAAAUCCUCCCUCAUCCCACUCACGAUCUCGUUCAAUUCACUUCAAUUUCUCACUUAGUGAACAGGUUGGAAAAUGAAGGUUAUUAUGGUGGUGUAAGGCUGUUGAUGGCAACUUGUAAAGUUUUUAAAACUUACUGUAAAGAACAGGGGAUUCAUCUUCACGAUGGCAACUUUUCGCUUUCGUAUGACACCAACAUCCCUCGUCAGACAGGGCUAUCUGGUUCAAGUGCCAUUGUAUGUGCUACAUUUAGCUGUCUUCUUGACUUCUACAAAGUCAGAGAUAAGAUUGCUGUUGAGAUAAGGCCACAGCUUAUCCUAAACGCCGAAAAAGAACUUGGAAUUGUUGCUGGUUUGCAGGAUAGAGUAGCACAAGUUUAUGGGGGGCUGUUAUACAUGGAUUUUAACAAGGAGAGCAUGGAUAAAUAUGGUCAUGGCGAUUACACGCAGUUAGAUACGAGUCUUCUCCCGCCUUUGUAUCUCAUCUAUGCCGAAAAUCCAAGUGAUUCCGGGAAGGUGCAUAGUGCGGUUCGACAAAGAUGGUUAGAUGGAGACGAGUUCAUAGUAUCGUCAAUGGAGGAAGUUGCUAACUUAGCUCUUGAAGGGAAAACAGCAUUGCUUGAAAAGGAUUAUGCUAAACUUGCUACCCUGAUGAAUCGAAACUUCGAUUUACGAAGGAGGAUGUUUGGUGAUGCCGCCCUUGGUUCGCUUAACAUAGAGAUGGUAGAGGUGGCUAGAAGAGUAGGUGCGGCGUCAAAAUUCACAGGCAGUGGCGGUGCGGUGGUGGCGUUUUGCCCUGAUGGACCGUCACAAGUUGAACUUCUGACUGAUGCUUGUAAGAAAGCGGGAUUCUCCAUUUUACCUGUGAAAGUUGUACCGUCACUUCUCAAUGAAAUUGAUAUCAGAAGUCAGUCAUCCAAAAAUGCAUAGGCAUGACAACAAUCCCCAAAACAAAUGUGAUUUCUUUACUUUGUGUUCCAUGUUCUUUGGGAUGUUCUUGUUAGGUACAAUGAAAUUGGUCUUGAUCCAGAAGAUUCUAAUAUCCUAGAUAGUGAAAUUUUCUGAUAGCCAACAACAUCAUUAGUCACUCUAUUUAUCUAAGCAUGAAUUUUGUUUCGGA